Messenger RNA from Symbiodinium necroappetens, 361 nucleotides. The record is from the annotation of a GenBank genome assembly. NCBI's taxonomy places the organism in Eukaryota, Dinophyceae, Suessiales, Symbiodiniaceae.
GAGUCGGGGAGCUCUCCAAGAUGCCACCUUCGCGCAGCUGGCGCUCACCAUCCGAAAAGAAGGGAUCGAGUUCGUGCCCGUGAACGAUGGCUCCUUCCAGUUCCCUUCGCCAGAGUUCUACCGAAAGGUGGAAGGAGGGGACAUCGCGAUCGCCGGAUUGGCGAUCGAAGUGGGCCCCAGUUUAGCCAAAGCUUAUCAGGCCAUACUUUCAAUCCUCGCCUUGCCCUUCGCUCCACAUGGAUCGAGUGGUAUCCUGGACAGGCAAGUCGCCCAGAUCUGCCAGAGGUUUCGCAGCAUGGAGGAUUCGCCACAGAAAAGGUCUUUACUCCAUCUCCUGCAUCCGCAGACACCGAUGACAUGA